Yamadazyma jaroonii is the source of this 963-nucleotide messenger RNA. Lineage: Eukaryota; Fungi; Ascomycota; Pichiomycetes; Serinales; Debaryomycetaceae. The record is from the annotation of a GenBank genome assembly.
AUGGAAUUCAUGCAUUUGAUUAAACCUGGAGUUGCUGCUCCAGCAGCCUCUUCCACCUCAGGUGCUUGUAAUGUUAAAAUCCACACUGCUGCAUUAUUCCAAAUCUUAGAAAUCGUCGCCAAACAAAUCAUUUCCCCAGAAAAAAGAAUCUUAGGUACUUUAUUGGGUUACAGAUCAGAAGAUGGUUUGGAAUUCGAAGUAAGAGAUGCUUUUAUGGUCCCUUGUGAUGAAACUGGUGAUUCCAUUGCCAUCGAAGACCAUCAACAUAAGAUCUUAUAUCAAUUAUAUAAGAAAUCUCAUCCAAAAGAAUCAGUUUUAGGAUGGUUUGGUACUUCCAAUGAAAUCGAUAACACCACUGGUUUGAUACAUGAUUUCUAUUCUAAAGGUUCUGAUAGAGCCUAUCCAUUCCCUGCCAUAUACUUAAACAUCAAGUUCAGAGAUAAUGAAGGAAAUAUAAUUUCUCCUGAAAUUAAAUCAUAUUUAGGAGGUUCCAUUGGUAAAAAACAAGAAUUAAAUAAAGUUGGUUGGAAAACUGUUGUUCCUAACAAUUCUUAUGUAUUCCAACCAAUCCCUAAUGAAGUUAUAACCGGUACUGUCACGGAAAAAUUGAGUUUAAACAACUUAUUGAACAAUAAAUUAUCAGGUAAAUUCGAUAAUAAUAACGAAUUCAAACAUGACUUAUCAUAUUUGAGUCAACAAAUAAACAUGAUCAUCGAAUUGAUCAAUAAGUUGUUGAAAAAGUUAGAAACUUUUGAAGUUAAUGACGAAAACCUUGAAUUAUUAAGAAAUUUAUCAAAUAACUUGAACAAUCCAAGCAGUUUAAGUGAUGUUGAAGUAUUAAAGAAACAUUUCCAAGAUCAUAACCAAGAUGUUAUUAUGAUUGAAUAUUUGACCAAGGUAGUUAAAGAACAGAUUGAAUUGAGUGCUAGAUUGACUGUUAGUUCUGAUAAAAGCAGAGAUUAA